AUGGCACUGGAAGAGUCAACGAGUAACUCCAAUUUCAAAGAGAUGAUGGAUGAAGGUGAGCUUGAGAAGCAGAUGAGCCAGACGGUUGAUCAUUCGAAUACUUCAAACUCAGAUGAAGCUGUUCUGACGAGACUUGCAAGUUUUUCCAAACAAAUGUCUCACAAGCUGAGCCGGUCACAAACCGGCACGUUUGCUAUUGACCCUAACGAUUUCGAGCUGCAACGGGUGUUGCAGACUUUUGUUAGGAGGGCAGAUUCAAAUGGUAUAGAGUUAAAAUCUCUAGGAGUUGAAAUGGAUGAUGUGACAGUUUUUGGAGUAGAUGAGACUGCUUCGUAUGCUUCGACCGUUGGCGAAGUAUUGACUGCUCCCUUCAGGGUUGGCGAGAUCUUUAAAAGGAUCUCCGGUAGGAAGGCGGAUCCGAACUCAGGAUUAAGAAAGGUGAAUAAGGAUAUAAACGUUGUGUGUGCUCCAGGUGAAAUGGUAUUAGUGCUUGGAAGACCUGGGGCUGGAUGUUCUACCAUGCUGAAGACAGUUGCUGGUGAAUUGGAAGAGUAUGUCAAACAGGAAGGUUCAAUAACCUACGACAAUAACCCCCAGGCUCAAGUUCUUAAGAUGUGCAAGAAAGAGAUUGUCUACAAUCCAGAGCUGGACGUUCAUUUCCCCCAUCUUACGGUAGAUCAAACCUUGAAAUUUGCCAUUGAGUGUCGGUGUCCUGAGUUUGACUUCCCCGGAUACUCCAAGAAGAAGUACAUUGAGAUUUUCAGGGACAUUUUGUGUACCGUUUACGGACUUACCCAUGCAAAGAACACAAAAGUCGGAAACGACUACGUCUCUGGAAUUUCUGGUGGUGAGCGCAAGAGAGUUUCGAUCGCAGAGGCAAUGGCCGCUAAACCUGCUGUUCUUUGCUUUGACAAUGCAACGAGAGGUCUUGAUGCUUCUACGGCCCUAGAGUUCACUGAGGCUCUCAGAACAUCAACCAAUAUCAUGAAAAUGUCUUCCUUUGUGACCGUAUAUCAGGCUUCUCAGAAAAUUUAUGACGAGUUUGAUAAAGUCGUGGUUCUGUAUUUGGGAAGACAGGUGUAUUACGGCAAGGUUGAAGAGGCCAAGGCCUACUUCGAAACCAUGGGUUAUGUUUGUCCCGAAAGACAGAGCACAGCAGAAUUUCUGACUGCUGUUACUGAUCCUCUUGGAAGAUAUGUUAAACCAGGUUUGGAGGGAAAGAUUCCACACACAGCAGACGAAUUUGAGGCCUAUUGGAGAUCAUCAGCGGAGUUCAGUGCCCUGAAACGCGAAAUCGCAGACAGAAGAGCUGUGGUAGACUCCGAAAAGAGCUUAAAGGUAGUAAAGGCAGCUCACCUUCAGGAGAAGGAGAAACUGGCUAGGUUGAACUCGAGAUACACCGUUAGUUAUCUCACCCAACUGAAACUCUGUACAAUCAGAGGUUUCCAAAGAAACAUCGGAGACAAAAGUUAUACGUUGACCACCAUCUUUGCUGGCACUUUCCAGGCCUUUAUCAUGGGAUCUCUUUACUGGAAUAUUCCUCAAUCCACCGAAGGUGCUUUUUCCAGAUCAGGUACCGUUUUCUUUGCUUUGCUGUUUUUCGCAUUGAUCAGUAUCUCAGAGGUCUCAGUUUCUUUUGAGAAAAGACCUAUUUUGACUAAACAAAAAGGUUACUCCUUCUACCAUCCAUCAGCUGAAGUCAUUGCAUAUGUAUUCAACGACAUGCCCAUCAAGUUCUUGUCGUCUGUACUGUUUGGAGUGAUAUUGUACUUUUUGGCUGGCCUGAAACCUGAUGCCGGUGCAUUCUUCACAUUUUUGUUGUUUCUUAACCUAGCGUCGUUGGCUGAAAGCAACCUGUUUCAGACGGUUGCCUCCCUUUCACCUAAUGCCCCCGCUGCCAAUGCCAUUUCCGGUAUUUUGUUGCUUGCUACGGCAGUCUACACUUCAUACAUGGUCCAGAGACCCUCGAUGCAUCCGUGGUUCAAGUGGAUUUCGUACAUUAAUCCAUUGCUCUACUGUUUUGAAGCGUUGAUCACAACAGAAUUUCAUGGAAGGGAAAUGGAGUGCUCAUCUCUGGCUCCAAGUGGACCGGGUUACUUGAACGUACCAGAAGGAACUCAGGCAUGUGCCUUUGCUGGCUCCGUUGCUGGUCAGUCCUGGGUAUCUGGAGAUGCUUAUUUGAGAGUAUCUUUCCAGUAUGAGUUUAGCCAUGUCUGGAGAAAUUUUGGCAUCGUGUUGGGUUUCAUUGUCUUCUUCAUUGCUGUUAACUGCUUUGCUGUUGAACUGCUCAAACAAAGCAAAGGGACUGGCGAUCAUCUGAUGUUCUUGAGAAGCAAAACACGCGGUGACAUCCACGAUGUUGUUGCUGCCACCAAGGAGAGCAAACAUGUUUUGGUUGCCGAUGUGGAAACUCAGGGUUUGUCUCAAGGAUCUGUGGCUGAUGAGCUUGAACGUUAUUCUCGAGUCUCUGGUGAUAAGGAAGCAAAGGAGACUGCUAAUCAUUUGGGCAGUCAGGAGGUGUUCAUGUGGCAAAACCUCAAUUAUACCAUUCCUGAUCGGGGAUCUACUCGUCAGCUUCUUCGCGACAUUCAGGGCUUCUGUAAACCGGGCACUCUGACUGCUCUGAUGGGUGAGUCUGGUGCCGGUAAGACCACCCUGCUCAAUGUUUUGUCAAGAAGAGUGGACAUGGGUGUUAUUACUGGUGAUAUGUUGGUUGACGGGAAACCGAUUGACCAGUCUUUUGAGCGUCGUACCGGUUACGUUCAGCAGCAGGAUUUACAUAUUAGCCAAUUGACUGUGCGCGAAUCACUUCAGUUUGCUGCUCGUCUAAGAAGGCCUGUUUCUGUUCCCGAGCACGAGAAAAUGGAGUAUGUGGAAAAGAUACUUCAAAUCUUGGAGAUGGAACCUUAUGCGGAUGCAAUAGUGGGCAGCCCCGGAAACGGGCUGAAUGUGGAACAACGUAAGAAGCUAUCAGUUGGUGUGGAACUUGUAGCCAAGCCUUCUCUGUUGCUUUUUCUGGAUGAACCGACUUCAGGUCUGGAUUCCCAGUCUGCAUGGGCUAUUAUACAAGUUGUGAGAGGUUUGGCUAAUGCCGGUCAAGCCAUCUUAUGUACUAUUCACCAACCUUCUGCUACUCUGAUGGAAGAGUUCGACAGACUAUUGUUGCUGAGAAAAGGCGGCGAGACAGUAUAUUUUGGGGACAUUGGGGAAAAUUCCAGGAUCAUGCUGGACUACUUCGAAAGUAGAGGAGCCCGACUUUGCGAACCCCAUGAGAAUCCUGCUGAGUAUAUAUUGGAUGUCAUUGGAGCAGGAGCAACUGCCAACAGUGUCGAUGAUUGGCACGAGAAAUGGAUCACAUCUCCGGAAUUUGCGAACGUAACCAAAGAAAUUGAGGACUUGAUCCGCGAAACUGCAAAGAAACCGGUGAAUUUUACUGAAGAGAGUCUGAAGGAUACGUUUGCAACUCCAUACAUACACCAGCUCAAAACCGUGUUAUGGAGGACCAAUAUCCAAUUCUGGAGAGAUACUGAUUACUUCGUGGGUAAAAUUAGUUUGGUCAUUAUAGCUGGUCUCUUUGUGGGGUUUACCUUUUGGGAUAUCAAACAUUCAAUUGUGGGAAUGCAGAACACAUUGUUUGCGUCUUUCCUUUGUCUGAUUCUGUCAUCGCCCCUCACUGCUCAGAUACAGGAUAAGGCUAUUGAGAGCAAAGAGGUUUAUGAAGUCAGAGAGUCAAAAUCAAACACGUUCCAUUGGUCUGUGCUUCUGUUCAGCGAGCUAUUGGUUGAGAUUCCAUACAGCAUCAUUGCUUCAACGUUGUUUUACAUUUGCUUCUAUUUUCCAUUGAAAACUGUGUCGACAGCACCUGAAGCAGCUGGAUUUUUCUGGUUCACGUAUUGUGUGUUCUUCCAGCUUUACUACAUCACGUUAGCCUUGUGCAUCGUUUACUUUGCCCCAGAUCUACCAAGUGCGGGACUAUUAUUCGGCCUAUUUUUCUCGUUUAUUUUGUCCUUCUGCAAUGUCGUUCAGCCAUCAUCGUUAGCUCCUGGGUUUUGGAAGUUCAUGUUUGAUCUUUCGCCGUUCACAUAUUUUGUGCAAAACUUUCUUGGAGUGGUGCUCCACGAGCGCGAAGUUCACUGCAAACCAUCUGAGCUAGCAUAUUUCAAUCCACCGGAUGGGGAAACAUGCCAGGAAUGGGCAGCAGACUUCCUGCGUACCGUUCCUGGAUACCUAAUCAACGGAAAUGAAACACAGGACUGUGGCUACUGUCAGUACUCCGUUGGGGAUGAUUACUUGCAAAAACUCGGUGUCAGAUACUCAAAUAGAUGGAGAAACGUUGGGUUUUUCUGCUGCUACAUAUUCUUCAACCUAUUUGCCAUGUAUAUUAUGUACUGGUAUUUCCGGGUGCAGAAGACGUCGUUGAUUGAAUGGAUCAGAAAUAAGACGGAUCAGAGAAAGGCUAGACAGACGUCUAGAGAAUAG
This is a messenger RNA of Kuraishia capsulata CBS 1993, 4479 nucleotides long. RefSeq lists its product as uncharacterized. The coding region runs from base 1 to 4479 and encodes 1492 amino acids. Gene Ontology annotation, molecular function: ABC-type transporter activity; ATP binding; ATP hydrolysis activity. Gene Ontology annotation, cellular component: membrane. NCBI's taxonomy places the organism in Eukaryota, Fungi, Ascomycota, Pichiomycetes, Pichiales, Pichiaceae. The transcript has a single exon. The record is from RefSeq and is a predicted model, not a curated record. Gene Ontology annotation, biological process: transmembrane transport.